Molecule: messenger RNA, 528 nt
Organism: Mercenaria mercenaria
Lineage: Eukaryota; Metazoa; Mollusca; Bivalvia; Venerida; Veneridae
Product: variable charge X-linked protein 3B-like
Exons: 4
Coding region: 1-528 (175 amino acids)
Source: RefSeq, a predicted model, not a curated record
AUGUACCCAGUAGAAAAUGAGACCAGCACAGUUAUAGCGGCCGAUAUAGAAGAGCUGUCUCCAAUAGCUGAAUUUGAAGAAAGUGAUGAUGACUCCUUCAAUACCAGUCUGAUAAAUAGCAUCAUUAAUGAACUGAAUGUGGAGUCACCUAAUGUGGAACCAGCACCAUCCUCACUAGCCGAGGAGCAACCAAUCCCCAAUCCGCCAGACCUGGAGCAACCAAUCCCCGAGCAGCCAGACCUGGAGCUACCAAUCCCCAAGCAGCCAGACCUGGAGCAACCAGUUCCCAAGCAGCCAGACCUGUCACCUACAGUGGAACCAGCACCGUCCUCACUAGCCCAGGAGCAACCAAUCAGCAAUCCGCCAGACCUGGAGCAACCAAUCCCCAAGCAGUCAAAUCUUUUCAAUGCCUUUUUUUACCAAAAGAUCGAAGGUAAACGUAAUACAACAGGAGCCAUACCAGAACUAACAGUAAAAUCUGAUGGUCAGAGAAACAGACGGUCACAUCCAGUACAAGUCUCAUUUUAA